UAGAUUUAAAAAAUGACCAUUGUAUUUUAAAGAAGUUGGAUUUAUUGCAAGGAUGUUGUCAUGCUGUAAGUUUCUGUUUGGUUUAAAUUGAUCUAAACCUUAUUUUCUUUAUUCAGGAAAACAAUGAAGCUUUCGUCUGUUGCCUUCCUGGCUGCAGCUCUUUUGGCGGGGCURCAAAUGUGUGCCUCAUCUCCCGACAGCAUUGUAAACCGCUCAUCAAUGAACCUAUCAUCCGUCCCGACAGACCUGCCACCAACAACCGAAUACCUCGACCUUUCGUGCAAUCACAUCCACCGGCUUCACAAAGAGGACUUUAGAAACGUCAGCCUCCUUAGGGUGCUGAACGUGUCGUGGAAUGGUUUGGAGCUGAUCGACGCAGAGACCUUUCUAGACACGCCACAUUUAACCCACCUGGAUCUGUCACACAAUAUGCUGAAGAACCUGUCAGGUCAACAGUACCUGCUACACACGGGAAACCUUGCGGUGCUAAACUUAGCCUGGAACAAGUUUCUGAACAUGACAAUGGGUGCGGAGUUCAGUUUCCUGAUAAAACUGGAGAAUCUGACAGUUGGAGCACAAAACAUGCAUGUUGGUGAUUUUAGGAAUCUUGCUGAGGUAAAACUACAAAGCUUGGCUCUUUCCCUGGAGCAGGAACAUGAUUAUGAAGCAGGCAGUCUGAUGGAUGUCCAAGCUCAAAGCCUUCAUAUCUACUUCAGUAAAGGAAAAACAAUGCUCAAUGAUCUGAUUGCUGAUGCUUUGUCUCAUUUUCCUAACGUUGAGAUGAAAAAUCUGACGGGAGGCUAUAAUAAUUUAACAAAGCAGCUCAGUGAGGUCGCAGAAAUUCGCUCCACUCGUCUUUCUCUCAAUAACAUACAGAUUGAUUGGAAAGACUUGACUCAAUGUGUCAAUGCCGCUUUGAGAACACCCAUUGCCUACAUGAACUCCAACGAGGCCGCUAUCACCAAACCACCCAUUUUUGAAACCGAAGUGUCGGAGACGUCUACUAUGGAAUCCUUUACUGUCAGUCGGGCAGUUGUAAAGUCUUUCUUCUUUUCUCAGGAAGCUGUGUACAACUUUUUUAUCAACAUGCCAGUAAAGCAUCUUACAGUAGUAGAGACUUCAAUCAUACACAUGACUUGUCCAAAGAAACAGAGUCCGACUCUUGAGCUGGACUUCUCCAACUGUGCUCUGUCUGACUCCAUCUUUUCCAGACUGGAGGGUCAAAAGACCAUUGAAUGUGAGACUCUGAGCAACUUAACAAAGCUGUCUCUCCCAAAGAACAAUCUGAAGAACCUUCAUUUACUGAGCAAACGUCUGAAAUACAUGGUUUCACUGCAACAGCUGGACCUCAGCAUCAACUCUCUUGUUUACGACGGUUCGUCUGAGUGUUUGUGGCCACCAACCAUCAGGUUUAUGAACAUUUCCUCUGGAGGUUUGACAGACUCUGUCUUUAAUUGUCUUCCAAAAGGGYUGGAAAUACUGGACCUGCAGAACAACCAGAUUUCUGUGGUGCCACCAAUCAUCUUUAAACUAAAAAACCUUGUUUCCCUGAAUCUAAACGCUAACAGACUACGAGAUCUACCAACAUGCGAUAACUUUCCAAUGCUGACAGAGAUCCUGCUUAAGUCUAACUCCCUCCAUGCUCCCUCGAUGACCAAGUUUAAAAGCUGCCCCAGACUAAAAAUCUUGGAUGCUAGUCACAACCCGUUUACCUGCACCUGCCCUCUGAGGGACUUAAUUAGGUUUGGCAUUAAUGCUGAGAACAACAAAGGUCACACAGGUGUUAAACUUUUGAACUGGCCACACGGCUACUACUGCAUCUACCCAGAGAACGUCAGGGACUCCCUGUUAAACAGCUUCUGGAUUUCUGAGAUCUCGUGCGACCCACGCGUCCUGGCAGCCACCAUCUUGGUCCCUGCAGUGGUGCUGAUCAUCACAGUGUUCUUUCUGUGCCAACAUCUUGACGUUCCUUGGUACAUCAGCAUGAUGUGGCAGUGGACCAGAGCCAAACAUCGGGCGAGGAUGCAUCAACUCAGACCAGAAGAGCUGACGAGUGUGGAGUUUCACGCUUUUGUGUCCUACAGCCAGCAUGAUGUAGACUGGGUGAAGAACUAUCUCAUUCCCAAUCUUGAAGGUCCUGCGGGAGGGCUCAGAAUCUGCCACCACGAGAAAAACUUUGUGCCAGGAAAAUCGAUUAUCGAGAACAUCAUCAGCUGUGUGGAGAAAAGCCGCCGCUCCGUUUUUGUGCUUUCUGCUCAUUUCGUCAAAAGCGAGUGGUGCCAUUACGAGCUGUAUUUUGCCAGCCACCAACGUAUGUCUGUGGGCUCGGACAGCCUUGUGCUGGUGCUGCUCGAGCCUUUGCCCCAGUACCUGAUCCCAUCCAAGUACUACCAGCUCAAGGCCAUGAUGAACCGUCACACUUACCUGGAAUGGCCUCAGGACAGAGCCAAACACAGGCUUUUCUGGGCUAACCUCAGAGCUGCCCUACAGGCCGACCUACCAAACGCACCAGUCACAGAAGUAUCGGAGUAA
This is a messenger RNA of Austrofundulus limnaeus, 2532 nucleotides long. It is a transcript of the gene tlr1, whose product is annotated as toll-like receptor 1. Gene Ontology annotation, biological process: immune response; inflammatory response; toll-like receptor signaling pathway. Gene Ontology annotation, molecular function: protein binding; transmembrane signaling receptor activity. Lineage: Eukaryota; Metazoa; Chordata; Actinopteri; Cyprinodontiformes; Rivulidae. The transcript has a single exon. The record is from RefSeq and is a predicted model, not a curated record. Gene Ontology annotation, cellular component: plasma membrane. The coding region runs from base 124 to 2532 and encodes 802 amino acids.